UUCAAUGUUUGUAACUUUGAGAUUAGGAGAAAAUAAAUGAAAAUGUGAAUUUUUUGAGGUCAUGUUGCUGGGUGAGCGGUAACAAUCUUUGGACUGGAGUAGAAAGUCGUCAGUAUUUCACAUAAGUGCGCGUUUGAUUAGUACCUGACAGAGGAAAGUCGGACCAAAGCCUAGCGAUUGGAAGAAAAGCACGAUCUUUAAGAAAUAUGAUGUCGACAAAUUAAAGAUAUCCACAACAUCUAUAUAUCAAAGAUAUGUCAACAACUUGCUGGUCACUAUGGCAACGGAUGCCGCCUCGUUAUCAACUGACUUCUAGAAGAGAAGAAGUAGAAAACCCGGAUGGAGAGCGGUGUAGAACGCCAGGACCAACACCCAGAUCCAGGAGAGGCCCGAGGGGAGGGGGAACUACCAGCACCCUGAGAAGCGCCAGUUUUACUGAAAUGCCUCCGAGAAAUAACAAAAACGUUCAAGGAAGUGGUAGACGAUUUCAAUUUCCGAACAGGAAAUCGGGUUACAUAGACCACUUUAAAACUCAACAACGUGUGAAUUCUGCCAAAGUGAAAUUUUCCUCUAAUCCUCCUAUUUCACCCUAUUCUCCACGUGAGAGAGCGUCCACAGCUCCACAUUUCCCCAUCACAAAAUUAGAAACUUCGGCUUCUAGGGAGGAAUUAUCUGCAACAAAUGUUCACGAUAUCUGCAGUGAGCACAAAGCCACAGGAGGACGGAUUCGUACCCCUAUCGGUCGUCAAAGAGAGGCUAGCAUGGAACUAGAGGACGCGUCAUCACUGCUCGUAGACAGCAAGUCAUUUCUGAGAGAUUCGUCACAGAGACGGUUUAAUGUUCGAGAAACUGCGGAAGGUACCAUGUAUAUUGAUAAUGGAAAAGUGUUCUUUAUCAAGAGGUCUAGAAACGACCCAACCAAUUUACUGAAAACACGAACAACCGACGGCGGCUUUCUUGCAAGCAUACGAAAAGAUUACCUUAAGAAGCCAAAAUAUAUCGCCAUUAAAGGGGAAAAAUCGGAGCAGGACGAGAGUCCCGCGUUACAGCAUGAACGGGUUUACUACAACCAGAAAGUCGGACACAUCCUCGACUAUUACUCCCGUGAUGACGAGGAUCGACUGUCGAUCGAUGACCUCGCCAAGUACACGAGAUCGUCGCCCCGCUCAACUUUUUCGCGAAGUGCUUCCCCGCGAUCUUCAAAAGUGAGGAAGUUAUACUUUGCCUCCGAUCAGGAGGAGUUGAGUCCUCGCCGGUCCCCCGACACACUGGAGGAUCCUAAUAUUAAUUCCUACAUGAAAGUUAAUUUUCAAUCCAAACUUUACGAUCGAAAAUUUUACCUACGAACUCCCGCCAAAACCGACUUACACAGUCUGUCUACGGCAGAUAUUGAUAACUGUAAAUGUGGAAUAUGUAAAAUUGAAAUGCAGCUUUCUUUAAUGGAAAAACUUGGAAUAAGUUACCCACUAUCAAAGCUUCAAAACCAGCAAGUUGAUGCUCAGAAGCAGACGAGUCAAGGUUUACCUACGCAGACGACACCAGACGCGAAGCGGGAAACAGAGAAUGAAAUCAAAUCUCGCGAGAAGGAGGAGAUAUCACAUGCGAAAACUACGGAUGGACUUCCGGAAGCUAAUAGACAACACGAAAACAGUCAGAUUACGGUAACAGUUCCGGCCAUGGAAAGGGAGGGAACUCAGACAGAAUCGGUCAUAGAUACCUCUAGGACUCCACUACCCACGCUCCUCCCGUAAAUUUACUCACCGUAACGAUGUACAUUGCUUGAAUUCUCAUUUAUGUUUCUUUCAAAGUUUAUUUCAAAUGGAUGCCAUUCCUUUUAAGGCACAUUUUUGGUGAUUAUAAAAAAAGAUUUUAAAAUACGCAUCAAUUAACGAUACUUUGAUCAUUUUGCAAAAUUAGCUAUUGCCGAAGAAAGGUUUUAAAUGAACACCAUUUUGGAUGAUCGGGGACAGCGUGUUAUUUUCAACAGACAAAGGAUGAUAAUCUUGCGAGACUGUUUCCCAGAAAAUGAUGAAUGGAUUUCAACACAAAGUACCCGUGUUAAAAUGAUACACGAUGAUAUUAUAGUGCUAGGUCAAGUUCUACUGCUCUUCCGUUUAUUUCAUUGUUAUGUGGUAUGUUAAAGAUAAAAAUGAAAUGUAUUAUU
This is a messenger RNA of Saccostrea cuccullata (small rock oyster), 2164 nucleotides long. RefSeq lists its product as uncharacterized. The transcript has 2 exons. Lineage: Eukaryota; Metazoa; Mollusca; Bivalvia; Ostreida; Ostreidae. The coding region runs from base 255 to 1751 and encodes 498 amino acids. The record is from RefSeq and is a predicted model, not a curated record.